This is a messenger RNA of Larimichthys crocea (large yellow croaker), 4597 nucleotides long. RefSeq names its product round spermatid basic protein 1 (gene rsbn1). The transcript has 7 exons. The record is from RefSeq and is a predicted model, not a curated record. Lineage: Eukaryota; Metazoa; Chordata; Actinopteri; Sciaenidae. Gene Ontology annotation, cellular component: nucleus. Bases 327 to 2654 code for a protein of 775 amino acids.
UACAUUUCUCCUCCAUAUUUCACAUUUUAAUAACAGUGCACCAUGCUCGAGCACUGCCUCUCGCGGCUGUGAUGAAUUUAACCAUGACGUCAGCUGAGCAGAAGUGAGUGCGUGCAAAGCGGCACGCGUUCAGCACGGCACGGACUACAACUCCCCUGCACCAACAAACUACAUAACCCACAGGCUGCCCGUGUCACGCGUGCGCAGCACGGACAAAACGUUGCAUUGAAACUACAAAUCAGCGGCAGGAGGACUACAAUUUUUUGCGGGCGCCUGCGCAGUAGAAAACCCCUCGGAGUCCUUUUAAAUGUACCGUACGUGCAAAGAUGGCAGCUCAGGUCGACCUGCUCCGUGCGAAAGUAGGAGAGGAAAUCCUGAGGGAGAGUCUGGACAGGUUCAUCAAAGAGAGGAAGAAGAAGAAGAAGCGGGAGCUGUCUGCGUCCGCGGAGAAAGACGCGAAGAGACUGAAGCUCCAUCACCAGGACCAGGACCAGCACCGGAGCCAGGAGCCGCAUCAGCUGCAGCAGAACCCGAAGCCCCACAACAACUUCAGUGCAGGUAAGCACGUCCUGCACAGCCACAAGCACCAGCACCACCAGCACCAGCACCACCACCACACCAAGAAGAAUGUGCAGCCAGCUCUGCAGCCUCCUCCUCCGCGGAAGGUGCCGGCCGAGCGGCUGCAGCUGCAGCAGAAGAAGCGAGCGCUGCCCGCGGAGCCACCUGCGCUCUUCACGUUCACGCCUCUCAAAGGGGUCAAGGCCAAGCCCCAGGAUUUCAAGCCCCAGGAUUUCAAGCCCCAGGAUUUCAAGGAGAAAGACCCGAAACUGAAGCUGAAGAAGGAGAACACCGAGGCCAACGUGAAACACGCCGAGCUGAACAAAAAGAAGGAGCCAAGGCCCCACAAUGAAAAUGUCAAGUCUCUAACACUGGAGGAAUAUCUCCUGAAGAAGAAAAAGAAGAAGAAGAAGCACCGUGAGGACGAGCACAGCGCCAAGAAGAUCCGAUACAUGCGCAACAAAGCAGUUCAGACUGUCUGUGCAGGACUUGGAGCGGAUCUCACGCUGCCAGUUUGCCCCGAUACGUCUCUGCCUGGCACCGUGAAGCACGAAACCAAUCGGCAGCCUGCCAGAGAAACUGUCGACAACCACCAACCCUACCUCCACGCUCUCAAGCUGGGACACGUCCCCUUCCUCUCCCACCAAGACCACUACAUCCGCAGCUCCUGCCUCCAGACGGGCACCUGGUACGGACGCUUCAUGCACGAGGAACGGCAAGCCAACGGCGGUGGAUUAGUCCUGCAUGCCUAUGCCGACGAGCUGGCCUGUCUCAGCCCGGCUCAGAUGGAGUGCUUUGCCCAGGAGUUUCUGGAGUUGGCCUUCGCUGAGAAGCCCAGAGGUGCAGCCUCAUAUGCCUUGACAGUGGUGCACAGCGCAGCCUCCUACCUACCUGACUUCCUGGACUACUUUGCCUUCAACUUCCCCAACACACCGGUCAAAAUGGAGAUACUGGGCAAGAAAGACAUUGAGACCACCACUAUUGCCAACUUUCACUCUCAGGUGAGCCGGACUUACUGUUCAGGAACGUACCGGUCCGGACCCAUGAGGCAGAUCAGCUUGGUUGGAGCUGUGGAUGAGGAAGUUGGAGACUAUUUCCCAGAGUUCCUAGACAUGCUGGAGGAGUCACCGUUUCUCAAGAUGACCUUACCGUGGGGAAGCCUCUCCAGCCUGAAGCUGGACUGUCGCUCUCAGAGUGACGACGGGCCCAUCAUGUGGGUGCGACCCGGAGAACAGAUGGUUCCCACCGCCGACAUGCCCAAGUCGCCCUUCAAAAGACGCAGGUCCAUGAACGAGAUCAAGAAUCUACACUACCUGCCCAGGGCCAGUGAGCCCAGAGAGGUUCUGUUUGAGGACCGGACGAAGGCGCAUGCCGACCACGUAGGGCAGAGUUUUGACUGGCAGAGCACUGCUGCUGUGGGCGUACUGAAGGCUGUGCACUUCGGAGAAUGGAAUAAUCGGCCUCGGAUAACCAAAGAUGUGGUGUGUUUCCAAGCCGGGGACUUCAAUGAAGUUGUCCAAAGUCUGCAGCUGGAUCUGUACGAGCCCCCAGUGUCUCAGUGUGUCCAGUGGGUGGACGAUGCGAAGCUCAACCAGCUGAGGAGAGAAGGCAUCCGCUACGUCCGCGUCCAGCUCUGUGACGACGACAUUUACUUCAUCCCGAGAAACGUCAUCCACCAGUUUAAGACGGUGUCCGCAGUCUCCAGCCUGGCCUGGCACAUCCGUCUCAAACAGUACCAUCCAGAAGAGAAGGUGAAGGAGGAGGAGCAGCGGCCAAACGAUCUCAGCCCCACCUCGGGCCGGGUCUCGUUUUCCUCUCCCGCCAGACCUGACGCCACCGUGACCCCCUGUGCACGACCACAGGGAGACAACACCCAAGGCGGGGUGGCAAAGACUGAGGAACCAGAGUUCCAGAGGCCAGCAACGCCACCAAAGGAGCCUCAGCCAGCCCCUCCACAGCCCACCAAAUCUGCUCACUCGCCCUCAAAAUACCAGAAUCCCCACCUUUCUCUGGAGCCAGUCCACCCCGGAUGUACACCCUCGAAAGAGCAAACCCUUCCAAAAGGUCUCGGCCACACUGCGGAGUUCCCAAAAUGACCUUACUCCCCCCUGCUCACCCUCACUGCCUCUCUUUCUGCCCACUGUGGGAGGAGAGGAUCUGUGUCAAUCAGGAAUCCUUUCAACUUAAAUUAUUCUUCACGUUUUUUUUUGUUUUUUUUUUAAUCUUUAAAUAUUAAAAUGUCCCGUUUUGUUUUAGUUUUUUGGGACAUUUUUAUUUGAUAGCACUUAAACGCUCUACUGUUUCAUUCAAAAGGUGUGUAAACAUGUAAAGAACUUAUUAUUAUAAAACAUUAUUUUAAAAGUUGCCACACUUACUGGAGGAAAAUUGAAAUUUCCGCUUAGCUUGUUUUUUUUUUUCUUGCAGAAUUAUUUCAUGGAAGAUGGAAAUCUGUGGACUGUUUACAUACUUUAAUAUCUGAUUAUUCUGGAAGCAUGAUACUGACAUUAUACUGUCUUAUUCGUUUCAAUGACAGAGGCUUAUAGACUAAGAUGUUGAAUCAUAAAGCUCGCACACAUUGAAUCUGCGGUACAGCACAUAUUUCCUGCAGUGGUCCCAGCCAGUAGACGUUGGAUGAUUUAAAAUGAGGAGGCUUUCGUUUUAAAAAGAAAUUAAUUUUAAUUUUUUAAAAUUUCUGUCUGAGACUUAGGGGGCUUCUAAUUAUCUAAUUAAACUACUACAUAAAACUUCUUUGCCGGCUUUAUAAGUUGCAGCUUGCGCAAUUCUUUAUUUAAAUGCCAUUUUAUAUACGCACGCUCUUUUUUUCUUACUGUUGAUAACUGUUUUUGAUAUUUUAUUUAUUUUCUUAAGAAUGCACUUAAGAACACAGGUUUAUAACCGGUGAUGGAUAUUUAAAGAUUAUUAAUCUAAUCACGGGAACGCCUCCAAGUGACGAAGGAAUCACGGCUAUUGCGUCUAGCAAUAAUUGUCUGAAUCUUUUUGAAUCUUCAGGUGUUGGGAGUAUGUCUUCAGCCUCCGCUGUGUAAAUAUUAUGUUGUUUUUAGCUGGGAAUAUGUGAAUGCUGUCCGUGCACUCAAGUCAUUUUUUGUUUUGUUUUUCCAUUUGAAUGAAAUUCAUCCACACCGUUUAGUUUUAGCCGGUAACGUCACUGGGGUUGAUUAGGGCAGGUUCGUAGAGGGUCACUGUGGUUGCGUCCACGUCCACUGUGUUCUGGGUGUAACUGUGUGGAUUUCUACUGCAGAUGCCUGAUUGUGUUUUUCUGUAAUAAUCCAAGACUGAACUGCUCUGCAAUGGAAGUGAAUUUCACUUUUUUCCGUCCUAAAAUAUCUUUCAACAUCUGACAGACGAUGCGGUUUCUUUAUCUUAUCUGAAUCUCCACAGUGGUCUUCUGAGGGCAGUCUGCAAACGAAAUGAGGAUGUGAUACUGCCUAUGUCUUAGUGCCUUGUACUGUAUCUGGUAAGCCUUUUUUUUUUAAACUGCGAGGUUUGUGUGUUGGUUUGUUGCAUGUCACCUGGAAGCAAAACAUUUUCUUUAUCAUGGUGUUGUUGGUAUCAUUCAUACUAGAUCCAGGAAGCAGGAUGAUUAUUUCUGUUUGUCAGAAUCACGUCUGUUAUAGGGUCUUGACUUACUAGCUCAAUGUAUAAAUAAAUGGACAGUUAUAAAACUGUCACAUCAGCCUUUUGUCAUACUUGCUGUGAUGCUCUGCGUUUUUAGAACUGUUGAUGUUUGUACUAAGGCGAUUGUCAGUUUCCUGACACAGAAGGGAUCUGAAUACGAUUCAGUCUUGUUAAGUAGAAGAAGACAAAAAAAAACAAUGCGAAUGCAUAGACUUUCUAUAUUUUUUAAUAAAUAAUUCUGUGUGUAACCAUUGUAUGUAACAAAAUUUAAAUGUCGCAUCAGAUGCAUAUUCGAUAUGUUUUACAUUCCUUUUUUUAAAAAUAUCCUUUUCAACAAGUUGCUGCUUUUCAAAUCCUUUAAAAAUCUGACACACACACACACACACACACACACACACACACA